GAGGGAUGUUCAAUGCUACAGGACAAGGUGGUCCGGAAGGGCCGAGAGGACAAGAAAUGAUGGGCCGUGGCCCACCAGAUAUGCAGCGCGGACCAAUGCCACAAAUGGAUAACUCUGGAAGAGUAUCUUUCCAGCAAGAUCCUACGCUCGUGCAAGGCGUUCAGAAAUUGCUGCAGAUAUUUCGCGCAGAUGCGCCAAGACCGGGAGGCCCUCAGCAGUCUGGCGGCCCACCGCCGUUCGGAAGUCCGCCAGGUGCUGGUGCCGGUUCGUUUGGAGGACACGGUGGACCGGGACCAAUGGGACCAGGAAGUUUUGCGAUGCAGAGUGGACCUCCAGGAAGUUUUCAUCGCGGUCCUCCAAUGGGGGCUGAUUUUCCAGCUGAAAAACGAUUACGCCGAUAAUU
This is a messenger RNA of Gongylonema pulchrum, 403 nucleotides long. Lineage: Eukaryota; Metazoa; Nematoda; Chromadorea; Rhabditida; Gongylonematidae. The record is from the annotation of a GenBank genome assembly.